CAUUAUAAUGUAUUUACACUUACAAUAUCCUCCGGGCAGUUAUUCCUGAGCGUUCCGAUAAUCAACAUGCGGUUACUGUGGCUUUGUUUGUUAUUGCAAUCGGUGGUUUAUUCUGAAGCAAGUUUUGGGACAUCUUAUUUGGGAAAUUCACGUCUCUGUCAUAAUUGGAGCUGUGUGAAUUCAAAACUUGGACUACCAAACUCCUUGCCUUCCCGUGAGCAGUAUACCCAGGUUUUUAAGUCUUUGCUGCCUCCAGGGGCAUGGCAUGACGUAGUUGGAAGGGUCCUGGAGACAUGCUAUGAACAUCGGCAAAGGAAUUAUGUUAGCACAUGUCCAGGCCAAGCAUUGUUACAUUGCACUGUGGACAAUUUGAUUGAGAACUGUCCAGAAGAAAGUACGAGGAAGGAUGACGGUUGUUACCCAGUAUCAUCUUUGGCUGGGACUAAAUAUAUGUUUACACAAAGUCGAUAUGAGAAUCUUGAGAAGAAUCUACCAACCGAACGCCGACCUGCUUGGUUUAUGAGAAAUUAUUUCAACGCAAAAUGCUGCAACUUGCCCCAACUGAUCAACUCGACAGUUCUAAAGGAAUGUGGAUUCAAUCACUUUAUCAAUUAUUACGAUCAUAAGCCAAGAACUGAACUUGUUGGGCCCCAACCGCAUUAUAUGAAGCACGCAACUACGCAAAAAGCAAUCAAACACAACUCUAGAAUCUUUGAUUUUAAUAGCAUUCCCGUAACCGAAAAGCGACCUGUAGAUGAUGGAGACCAGUUGCGAAUUGUAUCUCUUUAUUCUGAGGAAAACAAUAACGAUGCAUUAUCAUGCUGCGACAUUUCCGACUUCAUCGACCCGGCCUGGCAAUCCGAGUGCGGUUUCAACCUCAACUGGGACAAGCGCUCCCGUCUGAAUGUUGCCGAGAACUUGGCCGCGACCUCUACCGUGCCUCCGGCUACCCCCGCUCCGGUGAACAAGGAUGUGAGGGUCGUGCCAUUGUCUUGCGAAAAAGAAACAUGCGUGUUCCGAAAGCUGAACAUUGUCUCAGAAUCAGGUUCCGUAGACAUGGAUGCUUUCUCGAAGCUGUUGGACAAUUUCACGGGGCUGCACCCUGCCUGGGCCAAAGCUAAGGCCAGGGUCAUCACCAUGUGUAUUAGCAGGCCUAACCAUGGGUACCAGGGUAAUUGUGAGAUCAAUAAGCUGUUGGCUUGCACGCUUGAUGUGCUUUCGGAGAAUUGCCCGUAUGGAAGUAAAAAUGACUCGUGCAGACACUCCAGACGUAAUAAUACCAUCUGCCAGAUUAGUACCUCAAGAUACAGGCCUAAAAACCGCCGAGCCAUCUGCGGCCUUCCCAACUUAGUGAACAGCGAAGUGCUGUCAGAGUGUGGCGUCACGUCCAUCAGUCGCUCCGAGUACGUUCCGGAGAAAAAACCCAAGCUAGUUCAGGGGUGGAGGACUUCCAAAUAUGCGUGCAAAGACUCCACACCGCCUACCACUUGCAUAAUGACGAAGAUGGGAGUCCUCAACACGUACGGUUUCAUGGACUACUUCAAGAUGAAGGACCGCAUCCGAUCCUUCACCAGCAAGCACCAGGAAUGGUCCGCGUUCUUGGACGUUUACAUAAACGCGUUCAGUGGGAUGCCUUUGUAUAGAGAGCAUUGUAACUCGCCGAAGAAACUGCUUAAUGUACUCGAUGCUAUGCUGAUGACAUGUCCAGUCACAAAACGGAGUAAGUCACCGCAAUGCACUCAACUUCUCAUUGACAUGACCAACACAGCGCCGGUCAACGACAAUCAGAACGUGACCAAAGAGAAACUGAACUCUAUUCUCCAGCACUUCAAUCAUAUGUUCCUACCCUCGUCUCAAUUAGCAAAAAAAACUGUUUACAAACGAACGAAUCCUUUAUACGAUUUUGGUAUGCUAAAUUCUACUAACAUCCCCCCAGUUGAAGUAAUAGACCUAAAAACGACUAAAAAAAUUCCAGUAAUAUUACCAGUGUAUAUGAGAACAAGGAAUGAUUUGCUACGUGGCAACACUGUGUCGUCCGGUCUGUACGAAAAUGGCGUCUUUCAAACGUCAUCAUAUUUACUGCACGGUAAAAUACCAGUUACAAAGCCCACUCUGCCCACUGUGCCAAUGUUCCCAAAUAUGCCUUAGAUUGCUGUGGAUUGUAGGAUUUUAUCAAUAUUGACAGUCUAUAGUCUGGUCUGCGAGCACGUAGAAUUUUGUCCAAUGACCCCAAGCUACCCAUCCUUAUCGCUCGCAAGUAAUUAUAUUGCUGUCGCGACUGUGCGACAGGCGCCCGCAGUGAGUGUGCGAGCGCGACAGCAACAUAAUUACGCGCGAGCGAUAAGGAUGGGUAGCUUGGGGUCAUUGGACAAAAUUCUACGUGCUCACAGACCGGGAUUUAGUUGAGAAGUAUUCUACACGUAGCACUUGUAUUUCGAUCGAAUUUUAAAUGAAAUACCAAAUUGGCGUCAUCUAGUGGUCAAAAUGCACAACAGGAAUCUGCACAUAAUAUUUGUUUAAGUACUCUUUUUAGGGCAUUUGAAACUCUGAUGUUAGAUUAUGUAAGAUUUAAUUUUGUUAUUUGAAGUUAUAGAACUUCAGUGUGAAUUGUGAUUAUAGUCAUUUAUGUACAAAAUAAUCGUAUAAUUUAAGUAUACCUUUACUUAAACUACCCACUUAUGCACACUAAGGCCCAGAACAGACGGUGAAACGCAACUGCAACGAAACUGCAACUGCUAGUUACUUUUGAGUUGCAUCUUUUUUGCCAUAGCGUCCGUUGAGAGACCACACAUGACGCGACCAGUUUGAAACUUUCAGUUUCAUUCAUCAGAAUCAUCACAAAGUUGCAGUUUCGUUGCAGUUGCGUUUCACCGUCUGUUUUGGGCUUAAAGCUUAUAGCAGUAGGGUUGGUUAAAUCAAAAAUCUUAUAAAGCAAUAUGAAAUUUUUAUUCAGAUAAUUAAAAGUAAUUAUGUAUGUACUGUCACAGUAACUAUUGUACUUAAAAUACUCCUUAACUGUCUACAAUACGGUGAUUUCAGCAUUUUCAAUGUCACCAAUUUAAAUGUCAGUCUUUAUAAAAAUCCAAAACGUUACACCAGUUUAUUUUUUUAAUACAGUUAUAGCUCAAACAAGGUGAAAUUAUUAACCUAUACAAAGUACUCUAUCUGUAUUUAAAUACAGUAUUUUGGAAAAAAAUAUAGGACACACUAAACAAA
Messenger RNA from Ostrinia nubilalis (European corn borer), 3216 nucleotides. RefSeq lists its product as uncharacterized. The record is from RefSeq and is a predicted model, not a curated record. The coding region runs from base 67 to 2148 and encodes 693 amino acids. The transcript is spliced from 15 exons. Lineage: Eukaryota; Metazoa; Arthropoda; Insecta; Lepidoptera; Crambidae.